Messenger RNA from Solea solea (common sole), 5346 nucleotides. Its product is annotated as SITS-binding protein. The record is from RefSeq and is a predicted model, not a curated record. Bases 981 to 3062 code for a protein of 693 amino acids. NCBI's taxonomy places the organism in Eukaryota, Metazoa, Chordata, Actinopteri, Pleuronectiformes, Soleidae. The transcript has 10 exons.
ACAUCCCUGUCACACAGCUGUCAAAACAAAGCGUUCAAAGUGAUUUAAACCUCCACACGAUUCACAAUAUAACAUUUAUUCAAUUAUUUGAAAAUUCAGGAGCAUCAUUUUCUGAACAUGGGUAAUUGUUUGUGUGACUUAUUCAUUUAUCAACCUUAACACAAACGCUCAUGGGAGGAAAACAAUACAAACCAACACCUUUGGAUUUGUGAUUAUUUAUUGAUUUUAUUUAAAAUCACUUUCUCGCUUUUGCUCCCCUUUAAAUGUUCAACACCACCCGGUCAGAUCUGGAUAAGUCAUGAUAAGUCUCCCGACCUUUACAUGCCCACUUGACGCCCCUCACUGUCUACCAAACCACCGGAUGACAAGUCUCAACAGUCUUUUACGCACGGAGAGCGCACGGAGAGUUUGCCAGCGAGCACGCAUGGGGGUCGCUCCCUUUCAGGCUGUCCAUGGCCUCCUCGCCCCGGUGGGCAACUCCGAGACUCUACCAAAGCUUCCUGAUCCCCCUUUUCCCUCUCUCUACCUUUCAUAUGAAGAAACAACCCGGCGUUACGUCAGAAAGUGCAGGGCAAGCAAGACUGCGUCUUAGGAGCUAUUCGUAGGCAUUGCUGCCAAACCCGGCUUGGGGCUGCUCACGAGCUCACUGCAGCCAAUGCAAUUUACAAAUCCAACUUGUUUUAAAACUGCAGCAGUAUGUGGUAAGUCCAUAUUCAUUCAUACUGCUUUAUUUCCCCGCUGGGGGAUUUUUUUUCCGCUGCUUUCUUCACAUGACAGGUCUCUGUUGCUGGCACAAUUGCGCAAAGACAACGCCAACAGUUUGGCGUAAAGAUAAAAGAGUAGGCUGGUUUUGCCCUGUAUAGCCUGAUUGAAAACACCAUGACAUGAUGAAGCAACAGAGACUUUUGACGCACAGAGAUUUCUGCAGCAUUUUUUGUGUUUUAAUUCUUUGCUCAUCUUAAAAAAAAACAAAAAACAACAUGCCCCACGCUCGUAAUAGGAACCCUAGCCCCAUCCCAGAGGUAACAUGGGAUACAGGUUUGAAGGAGAUGAACGAGACCUGGAAAGGAGCUAUCGCCUGUCUCGGAGUGGCCGUCUUCUUCGUAAUGACCAUCGGGAUCAUUUACUGGCAAGUGGUGGACCAGCCCAACAAGAACUGGAUCCUCAGGGGGACUUUUAGCGGACUGAUCUGGGAGAGAAGAACCCACUCGCUGGUCAUACAGACACUGACGGAGGACAAGACCUUUGUGGAAAUAGAUGUGGGGAACGUGGGGAACCCUGACAUCGAGGUUCCCUUCGUGAGGAACCUGUGCUGGCUGAACAAAACGGAGUUCUGCUAUACGUGGGACUCUGUGGCCGAAGUGAAGAUCUCGCUGGAUGUGAACGAGGAGACGGAGACGGAGUGCUACAGUAUGACUUGGACGCCGGUGCUCUGUCAUGUGGAGCUGAAGGACUGCUUCUCCAUGACCAAUGUGUCCUGGUAUGGUGGAGCCAGUGUGCAGGGUCAGACAUGGCCCAUCAAUGAUCAAAAUGCCACCAUGCAGCCCUUCACUGUCAGCGAUCGGAAGGACAAGCCCUCAGGCUUCGGCUCGGCCCUGGAGCGCUACUUCCUGGGCUCAUCAGGUGUUGCAGUUCUUGUUUCGCCUGAUACCCCCCUGCAGCUCGGGGUGGACAGCAGACAGCAGUUCUGCCUGCAGUCACUGCCCAGUAUGGAGCGACUCCCUCUACAGUACACUGUGUGUGUGGCCCGCGACGUGAAAGCUGCUCACCAGGAAGCUGCACAGCAACUGUCCCAGCACAGCAGGGAGCUGCCCAACAUGAAAGCGCUUUGGCAGCCAUUCUGGAAGCUGCUCACUAACGUGGACUCGGGCCCGAAGGUGGAGAGGGAGCUGAGGAUCUUCUCCAAUCGUCUGAAGAGACACCAGCUGGGCGAGGGAGUCAUCAGCCUCAAUGAACAUUCCACCACUCUCCUCUCUGAUAUGGACCAUGACUACUGUAACGUCAGGAAAAGGGGGAUGUCCAAGAGACUGACCAGGGACCUCCCACUUGUCAAGCUUCUUAACAUUUCCAUCACCCUGUCCCCUUUCCUCGGUGUGGACACCACACAGUUCCACACCUCCCUCAAGGACGGCACCGAGGCCUUUUGGCUCAGUCUCCCCUCGGCUCCUCAGGGACAGCUGAUCCCUGUCAUGAGUCGGUGGCAAGGACAGUUCUGUGUAAAGCUGAACAUCACCAACCCAGGAGCAGUGAGCUGGUUCCUGGACAGAGUGGGAUCCCUGCAGGCCCAUUUGGGGAUGGAGUACAUCAUGCUGGAGGGGGGUGAGGGGAAUCUGUUUGAGGAGCAGGCCCUGCGAGCACCGCAGGAUCUGAGUGGAGACAAGUACAUCAGGCUGCUGGCUGACCUGGCCACAAGGAUAGGAGACUCUACCAUCGUGACAGCAGGAACACGGUCGAGUCACAAGCCGCUGUUUGUGAGGAUGACCCCGUUGCAGUCUGACUGGAGUCUGAUGGGCCUGAAGGGCAUCAUUCCCUCCCUGCUGCACCAUACUCUGCUGGGAUACAACUUCCUCAUUCCUGAUGCAGUAGGUGGCUCUCUGUCUGGAGAUCUGGUCACAGAUGAGGAGUUGUUUAUCCGUUGGUUGGAAAUCGUAGCCUUUCUCCCUGUCAUCAGCUUCCACACAGCACCCUGGGUUUACGGGGACGCUCAGGUGAUAAACCUAACUCAGGCCUACAUCGUGAAGCACCAGAGGGACGUGGUCCCCCUCAUAGAAAAGUAUGCCGAGGAGUGGCAGAUGACAGGAAACCCCAUCUACCGGCCGAUGUGGUGGCUCAGUCCCAGUGACCCCAUGACUUUCACCAUUGAUGACCAGUUCCUCAUAGGAGACAAGGUCCUGGUGGCACCAGUGGUGGAGAAGGGAGCAGUGAGGAGGGAUAUUUAUUUACCUGACGGGGGCUUCCAGUGGCAGGACAGCCAGAACGCUCAGGUGUUUGAUGGGGGGACGUUCUUACAGGACUACCCUGUGCCCUUGGAGGAGGUGGCUGUUUUCGUAGGACGAAGCUGAGUCAUGUGAUAUCCACAUAGUCACCUGACCUAUCCUGUUACUGUUUUGAAUCAAAUUCUUUUUUUUAAAAAUACUUGUGCUCUUCUCAACUUGCACUUUUCCACUAAAGACCAUUGACCCUGUCUCGUGGCUCUGCCCUGAGAUGACAUGUAGAAAGAUUUUUUUUUUUAUACUUGCACUUUACAGUUCAGAAUCAUUUGUAUUUUUCUUUACUUUCCUUUUUUAAAAAACAUGUUAAUUGGAUUUACCUCUUGGUUGACUUUUUUUUCCUGCCAUUUUUUGUGAGUGUAUGUAACUUCGGAGAAAUCUGCGUUUACAUACUGCCUUUUUACAGUCUUCAAAUUUUUAGCUGCUGCUGGCUCUCUUGAUAAGGAGGAACAAAGCAAGCACCUUGUUUGCUUAAAGAGAAUCUGAAUCACUCAAGAAGACCAAAUGAUGACAUAGAAGGACAACGGAAGAUGUUUGAAAGGGCUUUUUCGAGGAGAAAUGCUUAGUGGAAUGAAAUUAGCUCACAGGAAUUUUUGUGCAAAAAAAAACCAGUGGUACCGUAUGUCUCGCUCACUCAAUGGAAAGGCCUUUACUUGAACUUAUCAGGCCGAAGGGCUGAUGUUUAAUGAAUGUACCUCAAGUUACGGUUUUCAGUGCUUUGCAAGAUCAUCAGACACAACCAUCCAUUACAUCCUAGCACUUCAUCUUUGAAUAGUUUAUUAUUCACACCACUCCGUUGGACAUGUCUGAAUGUCCUUUAGUACUGUAGGCCACAUGAAGCUGAGGCCAAGCUACUGUCAUUGUAUCUCUUGACUAUAUUUGAUUUUGCAUUAGAUAGAAACGUCUUAUACUAACCUGCUGUAGUAAGGGCUUUUACAUGAGCUGCUCCUGUAUAUGUAUUUGAUUUUUUUAAAUGUUGUGUUGCUCUGUCAUUAAUACCGAACCCAACUGCUAAAGAAAGUCUCAUUGACAACUCCAUGGAUGUGGUACAGGUAUUUAAAGUAAAUAAUGUGACAUUUUAUAGACCUAUUUGCUUUGUUGCAGAGAGUUAUAUGAGACACUUCUACAUCUCCACUGUAAAAAUUAACUAGCAUAGCUUAGCGUAAAUGGGGGAAACAGCUAGCGUAGCAGUUUUCCAGUUAAACACACCGAUUAACUGUCUAUCUAUGUGGUUUGUUUAAUUCAAAGAGAAAACAAUUGUUUUAUGUGCUGGGUUAUUUAAAAAAAAAAACCUGGGGCACGGACUUCCCUUCAUUUUUAUGCUAAGCUAAGCUAGCUUUUCAAACAGACAGAAAUGAGAGUGGUAUCACAGUUCUCUUUGAACUUGUUGCCGCAAAAGCAAAUAGGUGUAUUUCCUAAAGUGUCAGACGAUUCCUGGAGGAAAUCUCUACAGAUCCCAAAAUACAUUUUAAAAGAAAAACAAAAAAACAAUGCUCUUGUGAGUAAGAAAAAGAAGUCAUUUGCUGCCAUCUUUGUUUAAAGUCACAGAGGUGCAGUAGUCACUUGACACCCUCAGUCAUUUCUGUCCUUAGGUGAACCUUGACUGAGCCUUAGUCUUUGGACUAAUCUCAUAAUCACAUUAAUCUCUAUGGCUCAACAAAUUUAAUGUAUAUCACAUGAUUUUCUUGAAGAAAUUUCUGCCAAGCUUUGCACCAUGGUACGAUGUUCUAUGAGUUUGAUAGUUGCCAGUGCUCUAUUGCCGCAGUGCUUCCCUGUAUUGUUUUGUUCUUUUCAUGAUAAUCUUAACUGCCCAGCAGUGAUAAUCCAGACUGCAAAAGUAUCACUUAGUGAAGGCUUCACCACUAAAUUGACUGUGUAGCGUUGAUCUAACAAGUUUACUGUAUUAACUCCAACACUCAGGUCUAUUGAUGCUUAUCGAAUCACCAAAUGUCUUAGUGCAACAUGCAGUAUGUUGUGAAACACAUCAAUGUCUUAAUCUCUCCUUGAGCUGAAUGUACAAUGGACAAACUGUGAUUUCCCCACUGGGUUCUUUUCAUGUGAGGAGCUUUGAUUUGAGUUCCUGAUCUAAUGCUUUUACAGAACACUGUGGUAUGUUCAUGUUGCAGGAAAAGCUUUGAUGUGUUAUUCCUUCCCGAUGCAGGUUGAAUGAACAUGACGCCAUGCGCCUUAAUAUGCCACUCUUAAAUCUGGACUAAACAGGUGUCUGGAUUAUUGCAGAAUCAGCAAUGUACAUAUUACGAUGACUGUGCCAUUACAAGUUGUUGUUUUUUUUUCCUCUUCUGUAAAUCGGAGAACUUAGAUGAAGUUGCAAUAAAGUUUACAUUUUCUUACUUCA